CACGAAACCAGAUUCCCACGAGCAUUUCUCUCUUCUCUCUCUCUCUACAUAGCUAGAGCUCAGUUAUCUCAUAAGAUUCAAAUGCCGUCCGAGAUACAGCAGCCGUCCAGAUCGACGGCGUCCGGAGGAUCUCGGCGAGACUCCAGCCCGGACUCUUUGAACUUCACACCGGAAUCAAAUCUUAGCUUCUUUUCCUCCGCCUCCGUCAGCGUUGAUCGCUGCUCUUCAACCUCCGACGCUCACUACCGCGACUCUCUUGUCUCCGCUCCCUCCCUGGAGCGAGAUCAACGGGUAGAUCCAGACAAGCGUGGAACAGGUUGUAAGAACAGUCGCAAUUCUAGAAAAUCAAUUAAAGUUAAAGCAUGGAAACAAGAGUUUAUGGUCAACAAAGAAGAUGAAAUUCAGAAUCUUGACUCAGCAAGAAGUUCUUUCUCUAUAGCUCUUAGAGAAUGCCAGGAAAGAAAAUCAAGAUCUGAGGCUCUGGCGAAACAGCUAGACAACCAAAGAGCUACUUCAUUGGAUCUCAGUAGUAGUUAUGUAACCUCUUCAUCUCCACGAGUUGUAACUGUUAAGAGAAGUUCAGUUUCAACUAAUAAAUCGAGCGUGUUUCCUAGUCCUGGUACUCCGACUUAUAAUAUGCAAAAGGGUUGGAGCUCAGAGCGUGUAGCGUUAGGGAGAAGUCCACCAAACGCUGCGUUUUUACCUUUAUAUAGUGGUAGAACAGUUCCUUCCAAGUGGGAAGAUGCUGAGAGAUGGAUACUUAGUCCUCUUGCUAGAGAAGAAGCUGCUCGAACUUCGUUUACAGCGUCGCGGAGGCCUAAGUCAAAGAGUGGUCCAUUAGGUCCUCCAGGACUUGCGUAUUACUCCUUGUAUUCUCCUGCUAUACCUAUGGUUCAUAAUGGGAACAGAAGCUCUCCGUUUUCAACUCGUGUGUUGCCGCAAAACGGCUCUACUGCAGCUGCAUUUUCUCAAAGAAGCGAUCAUUGCAUGGCUAGAUCAGUUAGCAUUCAUGGCUGCUCUCAAAAUCUUACACCACAAGAUGACAUACAUGAAAGUAUUAAGGACUCGGCUGGUGAUGCUCGAGCUGUCUCAAGAAGGGAUAUGGCCACACAGAUGAGUCCCGAGGGAAGCAUCCAUUUAUCUCCUGAGAGAGAUUGUUCGUUAUCUUCCUCCUCUCCGACAGCAAGAUCAAUUGUCGAACUACUGAAUGCUCGUGUCAACAGAGCAGAAGUCAAGGACUUACAGGCUGAUGAGAAGGUAACUGUAACUCGUUGGUCAAAGAGGCAUAGAGGUCUGUACCAUGGAGAUAGCUCAAAAUUGCGGGACCACUUACAUGGAGAAGAUAGGAAUCCUCAAGGCUUGACAUGGGCGAAGACCGAGGAAGCCAGAAUCAUAUCUUGGCAAAAUUUGCAGAAAGCUAAGGCAGAGGCAGAAAUAAGAAAGCUCGAGAUGAAGUUAGAAAAGAAAAGGUCAUCGUCAAUGGCGAAAAUAAUGAGAAAAGUGAAGUCAGCAGAGAAGAAAGCAGAGGAGAUGAGGAGGUCAGUGUUAGAAAAUCGAGCUCCAAGAGCAUCACGUGGCAGGACUUUUAUCUUUCAGAAGAAGAUGGCUUCCUUUAGUGGUUGUUUCACCUGCCAUGCUUUUUAGUAAGACGGUGAAACGACUCUUCACUCAUGCGAAAUAUAUGAUUUUUGUAUUCUUGCCUGUAAUACUUUGAUCGUUGUAGCUGGUGAUUUUGAUGCAUGCGCUCACAUAUAUGUUGUUAGGUUGUAAAUCUGAGGGAUGAGUCUACCCCUUUCCAUCUUUGUGACUCUUUGGUUGUUAGAGGUGAAUUGAUCCCUUGAGAGGACCAAAUCCGAUAUACAUCAUCGUUUGAUCAUGUUAAUGUUGUAAGCUUUUCUAGUUUCCGAGUUUUUGAGAAAAUGUCUUUGUAAUUAGUGAUGCC
Molecule: messenger RNA, 1942 nt
Organism: Eruca vesicaria subsp. sativa (arugula)
Lineage: Eukaryota; Viridiplantae; Streptophyta; Magnoliopsida; Brassicales; Brassicaceae
Source: the annotation of a GenBank genome assembly